Messenger RNA from Paramecium octaurelia, 525 nucleotides. NCBI's taxonomy places the organism in Eukaryota, Ciliophora, Oligohymenophorea, Peniculida, Parameciidae. The record is from the annotation of a GenBank genome assembly.
AUGGGGCAAAUAUAAUAGAUAUGUGCAAAAAAUAUAUAACAAUGUGAUUCAUCAAUGACUGACUUGAAGCAACUUGUAAUUAAAAGAGAAUGCCAUAAGGAAGGCAGUUCUAGUGUAACAUUGGAAUAGAGUACCUUGAUAACGGAAACAUUAGAAGAGCUUAAAUUGAAACUAUCUCAGGAUGAGGAUAAAUUAAAUUAGGAAGUAGAAACAACUAUCAGUAUGGUUGAGUCAUUCUAGAAGUUAGAAACUAAAAAUCUUUCUCAAAGAGAGUUAGACAAAAUCACUGACUUCAAUGUCAUUAAUAAUUCCGAUGGAACUAAAAAUAGAUCAAAAAGUGUAUUUAUUAGAAAUAUUCUCUCUGAAAUACCACCUAAGAGCAUUUUGAAAAAUAAGGAAAUGCCUUAGGAUUAGGGAAAAAGAAACUUACAACAACAAAAAAGAGUUAGGUUUUCAAUAAAGGACUUAUAGAAGAAUAAACUAUAGUAAAAGUAUAAUGGAUAUAUGAAAAUUUCAUAUCUUUGA